Carcharodon carcharias (great white shark) is the source of this 1219-nucleotide messenger RNA. Its product is annotated as gastrula zinc finger protein XlCGF49.1-like. Lineage: Eukaryota; Metazoa; Chordata; Chondrichthyes; Lamniformes; Lamnidae. Gene Ontology annotation, molecular function: DNA-binding transcription factor activity, RNA polymerase II-specific; RNA polymerase II cis-regulatory region sequence-specific DNA binding. The transcript is spliced from 2 exons. Bases 569 to 1219 code for a protein of 216 amino acids. The record is from RefSeq and is a predicted model, not a curated record. Gene Ontology annotation, biological process: regulation of transcription by RNA polymerase II.
AGGCGCAACACAAGUGAUAGCGAUGGGGAGAGAGGCUCUUUUGUGUCUUCUGCAGCCGGAUAUUAGAAUGGGAGGAUUUGCAGAGAGAAAUCUCAAAUCAAACAUCAUGUCAAGAUCUGACAGUCGCUCGAUUCAUCAGGACCUGAAUAUCAUUGGCCAUUGAAUGUGGAAGGAGAAAUGUUUGUCUGUUCUGUCUGUUGGAAAAGAUUUCAAACAUCAGUGUGACUGGAAAAGUACAGAGACACACACUCGCACCUGAGUGAGAGUGUCCCACUGCAUGGACUGUGGGAAGAGCUUUAGACCAUAAGACAUCGGAGCAGAAAUUAGGCCAUUUGGCCCAUCGAGUCUGCUCUGCCAUUCAAUCAUAGCUGAUAAGUUUCUUAACCCCAUUCUCCCGCCUUCUCCCCGUAACCUUUGAUCCCCUUACCAAUCAAGAACCUUUAACCAGUUACACAGCCUGAAAAAAAAUCACACCAUUCAUAGCGGGGAGAAAAUGUGCAUAUGUUGUGUGUGUGGACGAGGCUUCCAUUGAUCAUUCAACCUAGAGAGACACGAGGACACUGGCACCAUGGAGAAACCGUGGAAAUGUGGCGACUGUGGGAAGGGCUUCAGAUCCCCGUCUGUGCUGGAAAUUCAUCGACGCAGUCACACUGGGGAGAGACCGUUCACCUGCUCCAUAUGUGGGAAGGGAUUCACUCAGUCAUCCAGCUUACAAAAACACCAGAGAACUCACACUGGGGAGAAACCAUUCACCUGCUCUGAGUGUGGGAAGGGAUUCAGUCAACUAACCGACCUCACGUCACACCAUCUUAUUCAUUCUGACAUGAGACCUUUUAAAUGUGCUGACUGUGAGAAGAGCUUUAAAAGCAAAAAGGUUUUGCUGAUGCACCAACAAAUUCACACUAAGGAGAGGCCGUUCAUCUGCUCUGUGUGUGGGAAGGGAUUCACUCAGUCAUCCAGCCUGCUGAAACACCAGAGAACUCACACUGGGGAGAGACCAUUCACCUGCUCCGAGUGUGGGAAAGGAUUCACCAUUUCAGCCCACCUGCUGAGACACCAGCGAGUGCACUCUGACAUGAGACCUUUUAAAUGUUCCGACUGUGAGAAGAGCUUUAAAGGCAAAUUAGAUCUGCAGAUUCACCAGCGCACUCACACUGGAGAGAGGCCAUUCACCUGCUCCAUCUGUGGGAAGGAUUCACUCAGUCAUCUACCCUGCUGA